AUGGCGAGCGAGGUAACGCUGUUGGACUUCUGGCCGAGCAUGCUCGGCAUUAGAGUGAGAGUAGCCCUGGCCGAAAAGGGCAUCAAGUACGAACACAGAGAAGAGGAUCUGAGAAACAAAAGCCCACUUCUUCUUCAGAUGAAUCCGAUUCACAAGAAAAUCCCAGUUCUCAUUCACAACGGAAGACCCAUUUCUGAAUCUCUCAACAUUGUCCACUACAUCGACGAUGUUUGGAAUCACGACAGAGCUCCGUUGCUUCUUCCUUCUGAUCCUGAUCAGAGAUCCCAAGCAAGAUUCUGGGCUCACUUUGUUGACCAAAAUUCUGAUCCUUAUCAGAGAUCCCAAGCAAGAUUCUGGGCUCACUUUGUUGACCAAAAUGUGUUUAGUAGUGGUAGGAGGGUAUGGGCCACAAAAGGAGAAGAGCAAGAGGCAGCCAAGAAGGAAUUCAUGGAAACUCUGAGGCUGUUUGAAGUGGAGCUCGGAGACAAGCCAUACUUUGGGGGAGAGUCCUUUGGGUAUGUAGACGUCUCCCUCGUGGCAUUCUACAGCUGGUUUUACGCCUACGAGACAUUUGGCAACUUCAGCAUCGAGGAGGAGUGCCCCAGGCUCAUAGCAUGGGCCAAGAGGUGCAUGGAGAAGGAGAGCGUCUACAAAUCUCUUCCGGACGAGAAGAAGAUCUUCGAGUUUGUUAUUCAACUGCGGAAGAAGUUUGGCAUUGAGUAGAGGAAGUGAAGGAAAUAGAGAGCAUUGUUUGUUCCAUGUUGAGAGAGCAAUGUUGAUUCCAUGUUUGUUGAUCGCUUCAAGGGAAG
Messenger RNA from Morus notabilis, 809 nucleotides. RefSeq names its product probable glutathione S-transferase parC. The record is from RefSeq and is a predicted model, not a curated record. Gene Ontology annotation, biological process: glutathione metabolic process. The transcript has 3 exons. Gene Ontology annotation, cellular component: cytoplasm. Lineage: Eukaryota; Viridiplantae; Streptophyta; Magnoliopsida; Rosales; Moraceae. Gene Ontology annotation, molecular function: glutathione transferase activity. The coding region runs from base 1 to 723 and encodes 240 amino acids.